Molecule: messenger RNA, 3876 nt
Organism: Heterobasidion irregulare TC 32-1
Lineage: Eukaryota; Fungi; Basidiomycota; Agaricomycetes; Russulales; Bondarzewiaceae
Product: GDP/GTP exchange-like protein
Exons: 19
Coding region: 1-3876 (1291 amino acids)
Molecular function (GO): guanyl-nucleotide exchange factor activity
Source: RefSeq, a predicted model, not a curated record
AUGAAGAGCGCCGAGGCGCUCCAGGACGCCGCGAACGCGUACGCGUACCCGGACGAGUACGAGUACGAGUACGACUACCCGGACGCGCGCGGCCUCGGCCCCGGCGGCCCCGGCGGCGGCGGCGGCGGCGGUGGCGGUGCGCGCGGCGCAUUCGACGACGACGACGAGUACGGCUCGGACGAGGAGUUCGACGACGUGUUUGUGAACUUUGCGCUGCUGAGCAAUAUCGCGGUGUGGUUGCGCGAUAGGGUCCCGCGCGGGACGCACGUCAAGGGCUCUAUACCGUACCCGCGCGCGUUCACCGGCAAGGACAUCGUCACGACGCUGCAGUCGCAGAUCCGCCGCGAGCUGCUCGCGAACCAGGGCGUCGCGACGGGCGACCGCACGAUCGCGCUGCUCGUCGCGCGCAGCCUCCAGUCGCAGCUCUUCUUUUACGAGGUCGAGUGGGGCGGGCGCGUCCUGCAGGACGGCGUCGAGGACGUGUACAUGUUCCUCGACGACCAGGAGGGCGGCGCCGGCGCGGUCGAGCGCGAGGAGCUGCCGACGAGCGUGAUUACUGUCCUGACCAAGUGCUACUCCCCGAGCUGCGUCGAAGGCGCGGUGUGCUACUCGUUCGCGUGCCCGCGGCGCCCGCGCGUGCGUCUCUCUCUCCUUUUUUUUUCUUGCCCGCCGCGCGCGCCGCUGACGCGCUGUGGCGACGGGGAGUGGGACGCGGACCCCGACUUGCUCAAGUCGCUCCCGGAGAGCGAGAUCAACCGCCAAAAGAUCAUACACAAGCUGGUCAGCAAAGAGGCGCAGUACAUUCGCGAUCUGGACCUCAUCGAGACCAUCUUCAUCAAGCCGCUGCGCUACGCCGACCCGCCGGUCGUCUCCCCGCACGAGCUCGACGAGCUCGUCGACGACGUCUUCGGGAACCUCUCCGCCGUGCGCGAGGCGAACCGGCGCCUGCUCGAGAUCAUGAACGUGCGCCAGCGCGAGCAGGCGGUCGUCGUCCAGCGCGUCGGCGAUAUCCUGCUCGAGGCCGCGACCGAGUUUAGGCUCGUGUAUCCGACGUAUAUCGGGCACCUGCCGCUGGCGGAGAAGCGCCUCAAGGAGGAGGCCGAGGCGAAUGCGGAGUUUAGGCUGUUCCUCGAGCAAUGCGGGCGCCACCCCGACGCGCGCCGGAUCGACCUCAAGGUGUUCCUGAACCGGCCGUCGGAGCACCUGCAGCGGUACGAGAACAUCCUCGAGGCGAUCUGCAAGGAGACGGCGGAGGAGAACCCGGACCGCGAUUACCUCACCGAGGCCGCGGCGGCGUUCAAGAGCCUGCAGGGCGUGUGCCACCUGCAGACGUUCCAGCACGCGAUGGGCCGCGGGCCGACGGGCAAGUACGAGUGGUUUAACCUCGUCUCGGACGAGGCGCGCGCGGACAUCGCGAAGAAGGAACAGAAGCGCCAGGCCAUCAUCUUCGAGCUCAUCAAGGGCGAGAUGCAGUACGUCCGGGAUCUCGAAAACAUCGAAGUCAUCUACGUGCAGCCGCUGCGCGAGGCGGAGCCGCCGAUCGUGCCGCGCGAGCGGCUCGGCGCGUUCAUCGCGGAGGUGUUCCACAACUUCGCGGAGCUGCACGUGCACCACCGGCGGCUGCUCGACCGCAUGCACGCGGUGCAGCGCGACGAGCACCCGGUCGUGCACAGCGUGACGGCCGCCAUCUUCGACGCGGCGCUCAACUGGCGCGAGGCGUACAUGGAGUACGUCACGCAUUACCCGAUCGCGGAGUAUCGGAUCGUGGACGAGAUGAACACGAACCCGCUGUUCAAGGCGUUCGUCGAGCAAUGCACGCGCCACCCCGACUCGAACAGGCUGGACCUCAAGUCGUUCAUCAACCGGCCGAUCCCGCGCCUGGCGCGCUACGAGCUGCUGCUCAAGGGCAUCAUGGAGGCGAGCGCCGACGACCACGAGGACCGGGGCAGCAUCCCGCAGGUGAUCGAGGUGAUCAAGUCGCUCCUCAAGGAGACGCAGCCCGGCGUCUCGUCCGCGAACCAGAAGGUCGAGCUGUGGCGCUACAACGCGAAUUUGGUGUUCAAGCCCGGCGAGGUCGUGGACAUGGACCUUUUGGCGGAGAACAGGUCGCUCAUAUACACCGGCAAGCUGCUGCGCCAGCCGGACAACGGCUUCGAGUGGAGCGGGUGGAGCGAGCUGUUUGUGUUGCUGUUUGACAAUUACUUUGUCAUGACGAAGCCAAAGGAGAAGGACGGGGUCACGAAAUACCACGUCAACCGUCGACCCGUUCCGCUCGACCUGCUCACGCUCGCGAGCUUCUCGGACCUGCCGACGCAGAGGGGCACGGGCAUCCUCCGCGGGCUGCGCGGCGGCGAGCGCGGGACGCCGGGCGAGGUGCCGGGGCCAAUGCCGACGGCGACGACGCCGGACACGCCGGGGGACUCGCGGCUCGUGUACCCCUGCACGAUCUUCUACAACGGGCGGCUGGGCGGGCCGUGGACGCUGUUCGCGGACUCGGCGCAGGCGCGCGCGGAGUGGAAGGAGAAGCUGGAGGAGGCGAUCGGGCUGCGCAAGGUCGUGCAGGAGUCGAAUCGCGUGUUCGAGGUCGAGACGCUCAGCACGGACACGUUCCUCGUGCCGUCGGCGCUGGCGCAGCCUGCGAAUAGCUCGUGGAACAGCGAGAACUCGUUUACGGGGAAAGUGACGUGCUCCGUGCCGUUCACGACUACUGAUGGUCGGGCGCUGGUCGCGGUCGGGUGCGCGGAGGGCGUCUGGAUCGGGUUCCGGCACGACGCGCGAUCGAUGCGGCGCGUGCUCCAUCUGAAGAUGGUGACGCAGUGCGCCAUGCUCGAAGACUUUGGCAUCUUCCUCGUUCUGGCGGACAAGUCGCUGUUCGCGUACCACAUCGAGGCGCUCGUUCCGUCGUCGCCGCAGAGCGCGAGCACGUCGCAGACGCCGCAAAAGCUGAACGGCAACAAGGACGUGCACUUCUUCAGCGUGGGCAGCCUCAGCGGGCGCACGCUCGUCAUCUACAUGAAGAAGAAAGGGCUCGACAGCGUGUUCCGCGUGCUUGAGCCCGUGGUGGGCAAGAUCCAGGAGAAGGCCAAGGCGCCGGCGUCGCUGAGCUCGCGACUCGGCUUCCGCCAGCCGCGCUCCGAGUGGUUCAGGGUGUACCGGGACUUUUUCCUGCCCUCCGAGUCAUACGACCUCAUCUUCCUCAAGGCGCGGAUCGCCAUCCUGUGCACGAAGGGUUUCGAGAUCAUGGACCUGUCCGAUUUCAAGAGCGUGACCAUACCGCAGCGCGACGACCCGCGCCACGAAAAGCUGGCCAAGCGGUGCGAGUCGUGUCGCCCGAUGGGGAUGUUCCGCUCCAGCGAGAACGAGUUUCUGCUUUGUUACGACGAGUUCGGCCUGUACGUCAACCGCCACGGCGACCCGAGCCGCACGAAAAACACGAUCGAGUGGGAGGGCACGGCAGAGCGCGUCGCGUGGCACCCGCCGUACGUGCUCCUCUUCGACUCGCGCUUCAUCGAGGUCCGCCACGUCGAGACGGGGCGGCUGUGCCAGAUCAUACCGGGGAACGAGAUGCGCUGCAUCUGGGACGGGCGCGGGACGUCCGCGGCGCCGCUCGUCCCCGGGCCCGGCGGGAGCUGGGAGGAGGGCGCGUCGCAGGAGGCGCGCGUGCACGGCGUGAUGCGCUCGACGGAGACGGCGGCGGGCAGCGCGAGCGCGGGCGGGCGGGCGGUCGCGCAGCACGUGUUUGAGCUGAUCCCGACGGUGCCGCUGUACCUCCCGGAGAAGAUCGCGUCGCCGACGCAGCGCACGACGUUUUUGCACGGCGGGAUGUCGGGCGGGUCGCCGCCGCAUUCGCCGCAGCUGGCGCCUUCGUACCAGUGA